GUCAAAAGUCAAAACACUCUAUACGAAAAAAAACGCCAUCCAUAGCCAUAUUUCUCUUCGCCCCUGUGGGUUUAAUUGUUUUUUAAGCUGCUAGCUGUGAUUUUUUUCCGUUCUUUUUCCUUGUCUUUUAUCACACACAAAUCUAAAGAAAAAAGAAAAAAAAAGUCGAGCGACGCCAUUGUAACAUCAUCAUAUAUUAUAAAUUAAAAUUUAUUCAAUAUAAAAUCCAGCAACAAUGAGCUUGAUAAAUUUUCUCAACUCAAAACUCAAACCAUCUGUAGAAAGUGAAGCUAUUUGCGAAGAUGCCUACUCCAUUUCCAACUUAAUUGCAGACGAUUUGCAACAACUCAAUCGAGGAUUCAUGGCAUUCAAUGUUACCAAACCACCGGUAGACAUUUUCUUUGAAUUCCCCAAAGCCAUUGAUUUGAAAAUUAUCAAAAUCUGGAACACAAUUGGUUCAAUGAAAUCGACAGCAUUCGAAAUUCAUGGUAAGAUUGAUGGGGUCUAUGAGCGUGUUGGUUAUGUUAGGGAUUUGCGUGGCGAAUCGGUUACAUUUUGCUAUCAAAGUGACUAUUCCAGUCGAAAUAGUAGUCAGCAAUGUGAAAAAGCCUUUUUCUUUAAGACAGCAAGUAAGAUUCUGUCAAAUUGCACUUGUAUCAAAGUGACAAUCAAGUCGACACAACGUUGUCCACCAGUUUUGCAAAAAAUCCAAAUUUGGGGAUUGCCUGCAAAGAGUCUCGAAAAAGCCGAUCGAGAGUUGGUAAAGACCAUCUGGAAUGAGGUCAUUAAUCCACCAGGUACACGAGAACGUGAAAAGGGACAACGUUCGCCAUCGAGGAAUUUCCCGGAACUCUGUGAGUCAUCACAGUUGCGAGUUCCAGAGGAAUUCCUCGAUGCUAUUACAUGGGAACUGAUGGUCUUCCCGACUGUGUUGCCAUCGGGAAAGGUCGUUGACCAAUCGACAAUUGACAGACACUCGGAGGUCGAAGCCAAGUGGGGUCGUUUGCCUUCGGACCCUUUUACGGGUUUGGAAUUCUCGUCACAUCGCAAGGCUAUUCUCGAUCUGGCUUUGAAGGCACGCAUUGAGAAGUUCCUUAUGGAGAAUUCGGAACACUUUAAGACUGUUCCGAGGACAUUGGGGAGUAGUCGGGUGCGUCGGAGCAAAAACCGACACGCUUCGUCAUUCGCCAGCGAUAGAGAUCCAUCUAUAAUGCCUUGCAAACGACAAAAACUCGAAGACUCGCUGUAUAGACCGACCAUGCCUCAUCCUACAACUCUCACCUCGAAUGUAGACACAGCCAUAAGCAUGGCUUUACAGAGGAUUACUCGAUUCACAACCAAGCCGGCGGAGAUUAAGCGGACUACCUGCAUCGGCUGCAAGUCGGAAGAUUACUCGUAUGAGAUUCAAACGUGCAAGCAUUUGGUGUGUCGUGUGUGCCUUGUGCACUUGACUCGUGAACAAAUGUGCACAUGUAAGACUAGUUUUAGAUCGUCAGAUGUGGAACGACAUCAUAAGUAAGAAGGAGGCAGCAGCCAACAACGCGCACCCACAAGAGGAGACCAGAAAUUAUUGAGAGGAAGAUGAUAAAGCGUGUGCCUGUGGCGUUCUAGGAAAUAAUUUAUAAUUUUCUUUUUUUUUAAUUUUAUUUUGUUUGUUUAAGUUUUUUUUUUUGUCUCCAUGUAGACCAUGAGCUCUUGUCUAGUAAUGUAUCUAUCUAUUAUUAUUAUCUACCUAUAUAUCUCUCUUCUUAUAUAUACUAUAUGGACUCAUGUGUAUGACGUUAUAAAAAUUACAACUUACAAACCAACCAGGUAUUCUUACACACACACAUACUACUAGUAACUGUUAAGCGAUCAUUUAUUAACCAAGAAGUUAGUCAAUAGAUUAUAAUAAUAUAGAUUCAUAAUAAAAAUUAUAUAUAUUAUAUUGGGAAUUAAUGUUAAAACAAAAAUUUAACCUAAAUUAAAAGU
This is a messenger RNA of Episyrphus balteatus (marmalade hoverfly), 1971 nucleotides long. RefSeq names its product RING finger protein 37. The transcript has a single exon. Gene Ontology annotation, cellular component: nucleus. Gene Ontology annotation, biological process: protein polyubiquitination. Gene Ontology annotation, molecular function: ubiquitin-ubiquitin ligase activity; ubiquitin protein ligase binding. The coding region runs from base 236 to 1519 and encodes 427 amino acids. Lineage: Eukaryota; Metazoa; Arthropoda; Insecta; Diptera; Syrphidae. The record is from RefSeq and is a predicted model, not a curated record.